Impatiens glandulifera is the source of this 1319-nucleotide messenger RNA. RefSeq names its product AT-hook motif nuclear-localized protein 13-like. The transcript has 5 exons. The record is from RefSeq and is a predicted model, not a curated record. NCBI's taxonomy places the organism in Eukaryota, Viridiplantae, Streptophyta, Magnoliopsida, Ericales, Balsaminaceae. Gene Ontology annotation, molecular function: minor groove of adenine-thymine-rich DNA binding. The coding region runs from base 44 to 1171 and encodes 375 amino acids.
GAGAAACAUAUCAAAGAUUUGGCAAACUGUUGUGAUAUCUGCAAUGGAUUCGAUGGGAUCACAUCUAAGAACAUCAUCGGUACCACAGCCUCAUGUCCAUCCUCAACAGAUGAUGAUGAUGGGGCAGCCGCCAUCGAACAUGUAUCAACAUCCUAUAUUCAACCCCAAUUCUUCGCCGGCCAUGAUGAAUCCAAAUCCCUCUUCUGUUGUUGCCAUGCUGCAAAAUUCUUACUUUUCUCUCCGCCCACAUGAUCAACCACCGCCGCCAAUGCCUGUCCAGAGGUUUAACCAGCAGUUCGGAGGAGGAGGAGGAGGAGGACCCACGAUGCAAAACAACAACGAGUCUCUUGGGAUUGACGUUGAACCGGUAAAAAAGAAGAGAGGACGACCAAGAAAGUACCCUCUUGAUAAUAAUAAUAAUAAUCUAGGUAUGGGUUUGUUAUCUGAUUCCGGCGCCAAUACACCUUCGUUUUCACCUGUAUUUCCAAUGAAUCAAGUUGGUGCCUCUUCAAGUUCUAAUCCUCUGGCAAAGAAGGGCAGAGGAAGACCACUUGGUUCAGGGAAGAAGCAAAUUGAUAAAUUAGGGUCUCCUGUAUCUGCUUCUUUUACGCCACAUAUGAUAUGGCUCGAAAAGGGGGAGGACAUAGUUGCAAAGCUCUAUGAGUUCUCACAGGAUAUACCGCGAACUGUUUUUGUUUUCUCUAUUAGUGGUGCUGUCUGCGAUGCCACUCUAGUCUAUCCUCCACAAUCUGGUAUUACUGUGACACACAAGGGUCCAUUACAGAUACUAUCUUUAACUGCUACCUUUUCGCCUCCAGAAACCAAUGAUAGCAACAACCAAACAGAUUUUACGAUUUCUUUAUCAGGCGCAGAAAGUGGAGUUGUGGGAGGUGAGGUAUACGGAAAGCUAAUCGCUGCAACCAAAAUACAGAUCGUAUUGGCUAGCUUCAUUGAAGAAGCGAAGAAAUCGAAAUAUGAGAUUUCUCCAAUUCAGUCUAAUGAAGGGGCCGUACCAGUGGCUGGUGAGAGUCCUGCUUCGGAUUGUCCCUCAAGUGCAGCUUCUCAAGAACAUGUUGACAACUUUCAUAAUGUCAACAAUACAUUAUCUCAUUUUGAUAACAUUAACACCCCUGUAUAUAAUAUGGGACAUUAUUCGAAUGCCAAAUGGUGAAACCUCGCACACCGGAGUUUUUUCCGAAUGUUAGCGAUCUAGGUUUAAUUUCUUUUCAGUAUUUCUUCUUUAAGUAAACAAUUAACUUUUGUAGUUUAUUCAUUUCUAUUUCAAAUGGAUACUUACAUCUUUUUAGUUGAAUUUUAUC